Messenger RNA from Pteronotus mesoamericanus, 3275 nucleotides. RefSeq names its product peroxisomal biogenesis factor 13 (gene PEX13). The record is from RefSeq and is a predicted model, not a curated record. The transcript has 4 exons. Gene Ontology annotation, cellular component: peroxisomal importomer complex; peroxisome; peroxisomal membrane. Bases 64 to 1272 code for a protein of 402 amino acids. NCBI's taxonomy places the organism in Eukaryota, Metazoa, Chordata, Mammalia, Chiroptera, Mormoopidae. Gene Ontology annotation, biological process: protein import into peroxisome matrix, docking. Gene Ontology annotation, molecular function: protein binding.
GCGCGCCCGGGUCUGGAGAGUCCCAGCGCUCUGCCGCAGCGGAGCGGAGCGGAGGUGGAGGAGAUGGCGUCCCAGCCGCCGCCUCCCCCGAAACCUUGGGAGACCCGCCGAAUUCCGGGGGCCGGGCCGGGACCCGGACCCGGACCCGCUUUUCAAUCUGCUGAUUUGGGUCCUACUUUAUUGACAAGACCUGGACAACCUGCGCUGACCAGAGUGCCCCCGCCUGUCCUUCCAAGGCCGUCACAGCAGACGGGAAGUAGUGUGAACACUUUCAGACCUGCUUACAGCUCCUUUUCUUCAGGAUAUGGUGCCUAUGGAAAUUCGUUUUACGGAAGCUAUAGCCCUUAUAGUUACGGAUAUAAUGGGCUAGGCUAUAACCGCCUCCGUGUAGAUGAUCUUCCGCCCAGUAGAUUCGUUCAGCAAGCUGAAGAAAGCAGCAGAGGUGCAUUUCAGUCCAUUGAAAGUAUUGUGCACGCAUUUGCCUCUGUCAGUAUGAUGAUGGAUGCUACCUUUUCAGCUGUGUAUAACAGUUUUAGGGCUGUAUUGGAUGUAGCAAAUCAUUUUUCCCGAUUAAAAAUACACUUCACAAAGGUUUUUUCAGCUUUUGCAUUAGUUAGGACUAUAAGGUAUCUUUACAGACGGUUACAGAGGAUGCUAGGUUUAAGAAGAGGCUCUGAGAAUGAGGACCUAUGGGCAGAAAGUGAAGGAACUGUGGCUUGCCUUGGUGCCGAGGACAGAGCAGCUAACUCAGCAAAAUCUUGGCCAAUAUUCUUGUUCUUUGCUGUUAUCCUUGGUGGUCCUUACCUCAUCUGGAAACUGCUCUCUACCAACAGCGAUGAAAUAACAGACAACAACAACUGGGCAAGUGGUGAGGAUGACCAUGUAGUUGCUAGAGCAGAAUAUGAUUUUGCUGCUGUAUCUGAAGAAGAGAUUUCUUUCCGUGCUGGUGAUAUGCUAAACUUAGCUCUCAAAGAACAGCAACCCAGAGUGCGUGGUUGGCUUCUGGCUAGUCUUGAUGGUCAAACAACAGGACUUAUACCUGCUAAUUAUGUCAAAAUUCUUGGUAAAAGAAGAGGUAGAAAGACACUGGAAUCCAGUAAAAUUUCCGUGCAGCAACAAUCUUUGACCAGCACAACGCUAAUUAAAGGAGCCACAGCUGCUGAUUCUUUGGAUGAACAGGAAGCUGCCUUUGAAUCUGUUUUUGUUGAAACUAGUAAGGUUCCAGUUUCACCUGAUUCCACAGGGAAAAAUGGAGAUAAACAAGAUCUUUGAUAUGUUUCAUGUUUGCCUGCAGUUGAACUGUAGAGUACUUUUUAAAAAUUACUUCUUACAAAGAAAUUAUUCUACAAUCUAAUGAACACAUUUAUUAAUUGCUAUUGCAGGUGUUUUGCUGCUAGAAAUUGUUAAAGUUGUACACUAGUAUGUUGGUCUAGUGACCUGGUUUCAUACUACAAGUGACUGGACCACAAGGAUGUUUGUUUCACCUAGAUUUUAAGAUUAUGGAAACUGGUAUCACUUUCAUCUUAUUUAAAACCCUAUGUUCAUUGAAGGAGUAAGAGUAAUGAACUACAGAAUAUACUCUUUGCUACAGUAGCGAUUACUAGUGUUUUUUUAAAAGUCUGCAUUACUUGCAUUGGAAUCCUCAGAAAUUUAGUGCUAAAAUAUAAGAAGAGGAGCAAAGGCUAAUAUUUUUUUUACAACUUACAUUGAAUAAUAAAAAUUUUCUGAUCUGCAUUACAUUCAGUCUUGGGUUUGUUUUAGGCAAUAAUAUGUUUUUGCCCACUAUCAAUUGGUACCAUCAUCUUUUAUUGUAUUUUUAAAAAUAUAUCUUGAAAAGGUUGCUAGAAGCACUGUGAAGGAGAUGGUUCUAGAGUGAUAUUUAGCCCUAUUAGUUUUUUCCCUGCUAAUAAAAAGGCUGACAUUUAUCUUUCUUACAGAUUAUUUCCAUUUCUUCUGAGGAUCAAAGAACUUUUUUCCUUUGGAACAUGACUAGUUUUCAUCCUGUAAGAAUCAGGAUAUAGGAAAGAUUUCCUUCCUUUUUCUCCAACCAGGACUCAAGUCCUUUGAGUUUGUGCUUAAUGAUGUAAUCAAUUCUAGCAGUAAUGAUUAAAGUCUUUCCAUAGAGUCUCUGCUUCUGAUGUGUAUAAUUACUUUUAGAAGUUCAUAUUCAGGCUGUUCAUUGAAAAUACACAUUUUUUUGGUUUAGUUUUUACUACUUACCUGAAUUGCCAUUUAGCAUAUGAUAAUGCUAUGUGACUUGUUUUUUGUUUAAUAAAAACUUUAAAUGCAUUUAAAUUUCAGUACACUGAAUAUUUCCAAACAGAAUUGGAAAAUUUGUAUACUUGCUGUAACCAUACUAUGAAAUAAUACUGUCUGGAAUACAGGUGUAGAAGAAUGUAUUCACAGACAUCCUGAAAACUUGCAAUUUUUUAUAACGAUUUUGAUUUAAUAUUUUUAUCUUUUUAUAGAUUUAUGUUGACCAAAUAAAUAAUUCUAGAACAAGUCAGGCUAAACUAUGUACUCAGCAUAGAACUUUACUGAAGGCUUCUUGGAAACCUCUCUUUUGAAAUAACAGUAUAAUAAGUAAUAUAUUAUUUAAAAUACAAAGGUUGACCCUGUACAGGAAAAAAGUGAAAAAUAGCAAAAUUUAUGUAUUUUAAGUCUGUUUUCUAAUACCCAGGUUGCGAUGAAGUUUCUUGUAUAUUAUUUUCCAUUUUUGUUCUAUAGUUAGAGGUUCUGCUUUGUUUUGUUACAGAGUAACCUAUAGAAAUUUGUUCUUGAAACAAAUUUUUAAACUUGGUGUUGAGACAUCUAAGUUGAAUGCUAAGUGAAGUGUAUAGGUGAAAUGUUGAGUCAGUUCUAUUUAAGUUAGAAAAGGUAAGUCUUUACAAUAGAAUUUGUAACUGGUAUUAAAGAUAUAUAGGGAGAAGAGUAUAGCACAGAAUGAAUAACAAGAAUAAUUUCUUUCCUUAGGCUGUUUAUUUUUCCGUUAAGUAUGCUAAAUUGCAAUACAUAUUUUCUGACUGGUAAUUCUUUGUGUCUGAAAAUUCCUUUUAAAAUUCUAGAAAAGGAAUUUGGGACUAGAAUAAGAGGAAUUUUGUAAUCUUUAUUCUAGUUUUGCUAUACUUUUUUUAGAUGAUAUGAAAUAUAAUGUCCAAGGGUUCAAUAUUGUUAUUUUUAAAACUUACUUAAGAAGGUACUGCUUUACAGAAAUUACUAACUGAAACCAAAACAUUUUCAAUUAAAAUAAUAAAUCACAAAUUAAAAUAAGAAAA